UCUCAAUGUCUCAUCGCCACACCUAAAUCUCAACUGCCAGGCGGUCUUUACUAAGCCCAACCUCCUGGGUUUCUCCGCCCUGCGUCUCUCUAUAUUUUCUACUGCUUCCUCUUCUUUGCUCUGCUCCUCACAAAUUUUCUGUAUCUGUUUGAUCAGUUUUCAAUCCCAAUUUCAAAGAAAGCACAAUCAGAUUUUGACGGAGAAGCAAGAGAGAUAAAAGCUAGGAGUGGAUCUGUGCAACUACUGCAAUGUCUUCAGCUUUAUCGGCAAUUAAGAUCCUCCAGCCACUCCCUCUGCCCACAACCACCACCAGAUUCCCAGAAAACCCCGUCUUAGAGCCCCUCAAAUCCAACUCUUCCUUCCUCGGCUCAACCCACAAACUCCGCUUCAAUUCCCUCAAGCCCUCUUCCUCUUCUCAACGUCGAUCUGCCGUUGUUGCGGUCUCCGAUGUCGUCAAGGAGAAGAAGCUCAAAUCCAAUUCCUCUCUAGCAAAUCUGCUGAUCACCAAGGAGGAAGGUCUGGAGCUUUACGAAGACAUGGUUUUGGGUAGAGCUUUCGAGGACAUGUGCGCUCAGAUGUACUACAGAGGUAAAAUGUUCGGCUUCGUUCACCUCUACAACGGCCAAGAAGCCGUGUCGACGGGAUUCAUCAAGCUCUUGAAGAAGGAGGAUUCCGUGUGCAGUACGUACCGUGAUCACGUUCACGCCCUCAGCAAAGGUGUCCCGGCGCGCUCCGUGAUGAGUGAACUCUUCGGCAAGGCCACUGGGUGCUGUCGAGGCCAGGGUGGGUCCAUGCAUAUGUUCUCCAAGGAUCAUAACCUUCUCGGCGGCUUCGCCUUCAUUGGCGAAGGAAUUCCGGUCGCUACAGGGGCUGCUUUCACUUCCAAGUAUAAGAGGGAGGUUCUAAAACAGGCUGACUGCGAUCAUGUGACGUUGGCCUUCUUCGGUGAUGGAACCUGUAACAAUGGGCAGUUCUUCGAGUGCUUGAACAUGGCGGCCUUGUGGAAGUUGCCUAUUGUGUUCGUCGUCGAGAAUAAUUUGUGGGCAAUUGGGAUGUCGCACCUGAGGGCCACCUCAGAUCCUGAGAUUUGGAAGAAGGGACCUGCUUUCGGGAUGCCUGGGGUGCAUGUGGAUGGGAUGGAUGUUUUGAAGGUGAGGGAAGUGGCCAAGGAGGCCAUCACUAGGGCUCGAAGAGGCGAAGGACCGACUUUGGUAGAGUGUGAGACCUAUAGAUUUAGAGGACACUCGUUGGCUGAUCCCGAUGAGCUCCGCGACCCUGCUGAGAAGGCUCGCUAUGCUGCAAGAGACCCCAUUAUGGCUCUGAAGAAAUACAUGACUGCAAACAAUCUGGCCAGUGAGGCGGAGUUGAAGGCCAUAGAUAAGAAGAUUGAUGAAUUGAUUGAGGAUGCCGUAGAGUUUGCAGAUGCAAGCCCUCUUCCACCUCGCAGCCAACUGCUGGAGAAUGUGUUUGCGGACCCAAAGGGUUUUGGAAUUGGCCCUGAUGGGAAGUACAGAUGCGAGGAUCCUAAAUUCACAGAAGGCACUGCUCAGGUGUGAGGGGCUUAGCUGUCAAUCUUCCACGUAUAGUUAGGAUGACCUUAGUGAUGGAUGUUCCCGUGCUUCAAAGCUAAUUUUUUUGUCUGGUUCUGAGUUGGCUCUCCUUACAUAAGUUGGGUUUGUUCCUUAUUUAUUUUUGCUGUUCUACAGAUUUUUUUUGGUUAUAUUUGUUCUCUCUCUAGUCCCUGCUAUUGUUCUGACGAAUGAGCCAAAAGGUUCUGAUUAGAAAAUCCGGCAAGGAUUGUGAGUUGUGU
Molecule: messenger RNA, 1810 nt
Organism: Telopea speciosissima
Lineage: Eukaryota; Viridiplantae; Streptophyta; Magnoliopsida; Proteales; Proteaceae
Product: pyruvate dehydrogenase E1 component subunit alpha-3, chloroplastic-like
Exons: 3
Coding region: 249-1556 (435 amino acids)
Biological process (GO): pyruvate decarboxylation to acetyl-CoA
Cellular component (GO): intracellular membrane-bounded organelle
Molecular function (GO): pyruvate dehydrogenase (acetyl-transferring) activity
Source: RefSeq, a predicted model, not a curated record